AUGUCGCUUGAUCAGUCGGUGCGGACAUUCCGACUCUUCGAAAUCCUACGCAGUGGCGACACGACUGCCAUCUCCAAGGCUAUCAAGGAGAGUAGAGAUCCCCAAGCGGCGAACGGUCUUUCCGGCACCACCAUUGUUCAUCUUGCGAUCCAAUGUGCGGAGCCCCAGGUUGUCGAGUACGUUUUGUCGGCGGGUGAGGAUCUGGAUAUUAACACGCGCGAUCGGGAUGGCAAUACCCCGCUACACCUCGCUGCUCAGCUUGGCAGAGGGCCGGUAGUGCGUGAGCUGCUGAACAGACCCUCUGUUAAUGAUUCGAUCGUCAACUACCGCGGUCAGACCGCUCUCGAAGUUGCACGCAACCCGGAGAUUUUCCAGCAACUCCAACUGGCCCGGUCGCUUUUCAUCGAUAGUAAGACCCAGGAGAUCCAAACUCUUAUUGCCCAUGGUGAUUAUGAUACGUUGGAGAAGCUGUUGGUGGAGCCCCGUGUUGAAGGAAUAAUGGACGUCAAUGCUUUGGAUUUGGUUACGGAUCCCACUACCGCCCAUUCUGGCGGCACUCUUCUACACGAGGGAGCUAGAAAGAAGGAUACAAAACUUAUUCAGAUCCUCUUGAUGCAUGGAGCCGACCCCUUCCGUCGCGAUAAGAAGGGUAAAUUGCCCCAAGAUGUGACAAAGGAUGAUAGGACAAGGGCUAUUGUCAAGAAGUCCCCUGCGGCUGUUAUCGCUCAGCGGGGUAUCCAGGAAAAGGCGAUUCUCGGAACCAGCUCUGGCCAAGGUGUUACGGGACGACCUGGUGCCGGAGAGGCUUCGUUUGCAGGCAAGGAUUCCCGUGAAAUGAGAGGCUAUUUGAAAAAAUGGACGAAUUACACCAGUGGCUAUAAGCUGAGGUGGUUUGUCCUUGAGGAUGGGGUCUUGAGUUAUUAUAAACAUCAAGAUGAUGCGGGCUCUGCCUGCCGCGGAGCCAUUAAUAUGAAGAUCGCUAGGCUCAACAUGGAUUCUCAGGAUAAGACUCGCUUUGAAAUUCAUGGAAAGUCGUCCGUCAAGUACCAUCUCAAGGCGAACCAUGUUGUAGAGGCGAAGCGUUGGUUUUGGACCCUCAAUAAUGCCAUUCAAUUCGCAAAGGAUGAGGCGAAAGAGGAAGAAAGGCGCCAGUCAAAGCAUGCGGAGGUGCUACGCCAGGCCAAAAUUGAACAGAUCGAAGGUCGACCCAGCGAAGCGCCUUCCGAAUCUCCAAGCCAUACCACUUCGAAGUCGAAUGGGAAGGGUCUGGCUCCUUUCGCGCUAGGCGUCCCGAGCAGCAGUGGUGCGAAGCUCAGCACAUAUACGUCUCGCACAACCUUGGAUAGUGUGCCUGUCGAUGAGGAUGGCUCCUUGUAUGGUUCUUUCGAGCAGGGUCCCUCCGAUGAGAUGAAUAGGAUUUCGAGCCAUGUAACUACUGGCCCUGAUAUGGAGGGUGACGAGGAUGACUAUGGAGAUUAUGUGUCCAGCCGCGACAUGCCAGUAGCCGACAAGGAUGCCAUGAAUAUCACUGCGCAAUCUGCGAAGCUUCAGCUGGAGAUCCUUGCCAAUGUUGCCUCUUCUCUACAAGUGGAGAAGACGAGGGAUCCGAGUGUGGCACUUUCGGAUCCGGCCGUUGAUCAAGCUCUUACCGCGUACGAGGCGGCUGUGAAUAGCCUCAAGGGCCUGGUGCAGAAUCUGUUGAAGAUAUCCCGGGAUCGCGAUGCGUACUGGCAGCACCGGCUCACCCGGGAAGCCUACCUCCGUAAGAUGUGGGAAGAGAGCAUGGCACGUAUUGCUCAAGAACACGAGGAGCUCCAAUCUAAAAUGGGCGAGUCUGAAGAAAAGAGACGCCGUACUAAGCGGGCUCUGAAAGAAGCCCUGGAGAAUUCUUCAAGUGCCCCUAGCCGCAUCCCCAGCAAAGUUGCGUCGGGUGCACAAGUUUCUGGCGAAGCUGAUGUUGACGUUGAAGGGGAUCUGACGGCAGAACAAUUACAAGCUGCAGAAGACCCUAAGGAACAGGAAUCCGCGUCCCAACUUCGCCGUACGAAAUCCGCUCUUUCGCAGAUCAAUAGCCUUUAUGACUCGGAAUCGGAUGAUGGAGAGGACGACGAGUUCUUCGAUGCAAUCGAUUCGGGAGAGAUCGAAGUCGAGGAUCUCACUCCUGCAGAGACGGCGGAAGAAGAGGAAAAGGUUCAGGAUGAGAUAAACAAGCUCCGUGCUAUCAGGCGCGAUGAAGUGUCACCUUCGUUCAAGGGAUAUGAGGAGGGUAUUAGACAUAGACUUAAGAUGGACUAUGACAACCGACCAAAGAUUUCUCUCUGGGGCAUCUUGAAGUCUAUGAUUGGUAAAGAUAUGACGAAAAUGACUCUUCCGGUCUCGUUUAACGAACCCACCUCGUUGCUCCAACGUGUGGCCGAAGAUUUGGAAUACACCGAUCUCCUCGAUGUUGCAGCCGACCGGACUGAUUCUCUUGAGCGGUUGGUGUAUGUUGCUGCUUAUGCGGCGAGUGAAUACGCUUCGACAAUCGGUCGUGUGGCAAAACCGUUUAACCCGCUCCUGGGGGAGACCUUUGAGUAUGUUCGACCAGACAAGGGCUAUCGGUUCUUCGUCGAACAAGUUAGCCACCAUCCACCAAUUGGGGUUGCGCUGGCUGAGUCGCCCAAGUGGGACUACUGGGGAGAAUCAUCUCUCAAGUCGAAGUUCUACGGGAAAUCUUUUGAUAUCAAUCUUUUGGGAACCUGGUUCUUGAAGUUGCGACCCGCCUGCGGAGGCGAAGAACUCUACACCUGGAAGAAGGUCACAUCCUCGGUUAUUGGCAUCAUUACUGGAAAUCCUACCGUUGAUAAUUACGGUCUGAUGGAAAUCAAGAAUUGGACUACUGGUGAGGUCUGUUACCUGGACUUCAAGCCGAGGGGCUGGAAAGCAUCGUCUGCAUACCAAGUCGCAGGCAAGGUUGUCGAUGCUGACGGUUCGCCUAAAUGGAGUAUUGGUGGCCGCUGGAAUGACAAGAUCUAUGCCCGCCAUACCCCUGGGUAUGAAGCACCGGUUUCUGGCCAGGAUCCCGAGUCGGCCAAGACGAUUUUGGUUUGGCAGGCUCAUCCUCGCCCGACUGGAAUUCCGUUCAACUUGACCCCGUUCGUCAUCACCCUGAACGCGCUCACUGACAGUCUGCGACCACAUCUCCCGCCGACCGACACCCGACUUCGUCCCGAUCAACGGGCGAUGGAGGAAGGUGAGUAUGAUUUGGCCGCUACCGAGAAGCAUCGGGUUGAGGAAAAGCAACGAGCCAAGCGACGUGAGAGGGAGACCAAUGGUGAAGAGUACCGGCCUAAGUGGUUCAGCAAGGCUCAGUGUGCUGUCACUGGAGAAGAAUACUGGGCACACACUGGCGAUUACUGGGGUUGUAGGGAGAAGACGGAUUGGAGCAACUCUCCACUUCGGUCUCCCAAUGCCUCCAGUUCACGACGAGCAUACGGCUCUUGUGCUUCGCUGACGCGAAGAUUUGGAUCCCGCAACAAUGCCGGUCUUUGGUCGAAGAAUUCUCUCCUUCCCACUCCAAUAAACUCUUCGACAACCCUGCGCGUCUCGCCUAUGGUGCAGAAAGCGACGUCUGCAACAUCGACCCCUUCCCCCGAGACCCGAGUUCUCCUAAAACGUAACAAUCUCUUCCACCCUUUCUCCCAGUCCCCGGCCCCGGCAAUCCGACAGCGUGCAGCUUUCAUCAAGCAAAAUGCAUUCUGCCCCCAUCCUAGCCACCAGCAGACUCGGAUGCCGGUUUCCCCACAUGACCCGGAAUCGCGCAAAAGCACCGAAACCUCAGGUCUUCCUCCGGCCCACUCGCACUUUGAAUGCCCGGACUGUGGUGUCCCAAUUUACUGCUCGGAGGGACACUGGAUGGAUGAUUUUGAAGCCCAUUUGGAGGUUUGCGAGACCAUCAGACAGAUCAACGAGGAUGACCAUGAUUUGCACUCGGGACGCUUCUUCCCCGAAUUCUCGUACCCUGGACCCCCCCAGGAUGAUAACUUUGUCAUCAACAUGACCAAUUGGGAUACUUUCCUGUACACGCGGGAGUUUGAGGCUAUUAACGAUGAUCGGAGCAUGCGGCAGGUGACCCGAAUGCUCACUUAUCCGCUUACUAUCGGAAGUGUCUUGCAUGAGCUGAGCCCGUACAGCAUCCGAAAGGAUAGCAGACUUACAACUGAAGGUCUUAAGAGCAUUAGCGCGCUCCGGUACUCUCUUCAUCCUCCUAGGACCGGAGAAGGUGUUGAUAUGCAGGGUCUGCGCCUGAAGGCUCCUCCGGUUCGGAUCUUUAUUUUGGGUGCGCGUGCUGAAUCCUCUUUGCCUCGUGACGUGUGGCUGCAGCUCAGCUACAUUUUCCCCCGGUCUCUUAUUCAUCUCAUUUUCAUCGGGCCUGAGAGUAUGGCAAACCGAGACGAGGAGUUCCCUCUUCCAGAACGGACGCCGGAGAAUCCGUUUGGAGGUAUUGUGGAGGACCGACUAGGUGGUCAGUUCAAGAUCACAACGUACGUGGAUUACUUCCACACGAUGUACAAAGCACAGUACUUCCAACCCUUUGACCCGUAUCUGGACUGCAUUGUCCUUUUCCACCCUGGUCUUGGACACCCGGCCAGCUCCCACGAAUGGGAGGAGACUCUACCGCAGCUCCUCGAGACGAAGGUUCCUAUUAUCGCUACCGGCUACACUCAGUGGGAUAUGGAGCGAGACAUCAACUGGGUGAAGGACAAAUGCGCCGGGGAGUUUGAUAUUCUGCUCCAGCCAGGCGAGAACAUCUUCCGUAGUCUGCGGUGGGAUCUCAACGACCUGGAUCCGCAUGACGUAUCUUGUGGAAACUGGGGACUGUGGGCAUUCAGAGGAAAGAGGUAUGUUUUAAAGUCAACAAGCCUGCUAUGA
Molecule: messenger RNA, 4911 nt
Organism: Aspergillus ochraceoroseus IBT 24754
Lineage: Eukaryota; Fungi; Ascomycota; Eurotiomycetes; Eurotiales; Aspergillaceae
Exons: 6
Coding region: 1-4911 (1636 amino acids)
Biological process (GO): exocytosis; piecemeal microautophagy of the nucleus; endocytosis
Cellular component (GO): intracellular membrane-bounded organelle; cytosol; nuclear envelope
Molecular function (GO): protein binding; sterol binding
Source: RefSeq, a predicted model, not a curated record